CGCUCACUUUGUUUGCUGAGCCACAAAACAAAGAAAAAGGAAAAAACCAAUCAAUUAGGCAAUGGCGGGAAACGACUGGGUGAACAGCUACUUGGAGGCGAUCCUCGACGUCGGACCUGGACUCGACGACGCCAAGUCGUCUCUGCUUCUCAGGGAACGAGGUCGUUUUAGUCCCACUCGCUACUUCGUCGAGGAGGUCAUCACCGGUUACGAUGAGACCGAUCUCCAUCGCUCCUGGGUCCGAGCUGCGGCGACGAGGAGUCCACAGGAGAGGAACACAAGGUUGGAGAAUAUGUGCUGGAGGAUUUGGAAUUUGGCUCGCAAGAAGAAGCAGCUUGAGGGAGAGGAAGCACAGCGUGUGGCCAAGCGUCGUCUCGAACGAGAAAGGGGUCGCAAAGAAGCAACAGCUGAUAUGUCAGAAGACUUAUCAGAAGGAGAGAAAGGAGAUGUAUUAGGUGACAUAUCAGCUCAUGGUGAUAUCCCCAAAGGAAGAAUGAAAAGAAUCAAUUCUGUUGAUGUGAUGGAGAACUGGGCUAAGCAGCAGAAGGAAAAGAAGUUCUACAUUGUGUUAAUAAGCCUUCAUGGCUUGAUACGUGGUGAAAACAUGGAGCUCGGUCGUGAUUCUGAUACAGGCGGCCAGGUCAAGUAUGUAGUUGAACUUGCGAGGGCCUUAGGUACAAUGCCAGGAGUUUAUAGGGUUGAUUUACUGACAAGACAAGUAUCAGCGCCAGAUGUGGAUUGGACUUACGGUGAACCAACAGAAAUGCUGAAUCCACAUAUGUCUGAUACUUCAGGGCUUGGCGAGAGUAGUGGGGCUUAUAUAAUUCGUAUACCAUUUGGACCAAAGGAUAAAUACAUCCAAAAAGAACAUCUUUGGCCUCACAUUCCUGAAUUUGUUGAUGGUGCACUUAAUCACAUUACACAAAUGUCCAGGGUUUUGGGUGAGCAAAUUGGUGGUGGGCAACCAGUCUGGCCUGUAGCAAUUCAUGGACAUUAUGCAGAUGCAGGUGACUCUGCUGCUCUUCUGUCUGGAGCCUUAAAUGUGCCAAUGGUUUUUACUGGUCACUCUCUUGGACGAGACAAGCUUGAACAAAUUUUAAAACAAGGGCGUCAAUCAAAAGAGGAAAUAAAUGUGACAUAUAAAAUAAUGCGGCGGAUUGAAGCUGAGGAACUAUCUCUUGAUGUGUCUGAAAUUGUCAUAACCAGCACUAGACAAGAGAUUGAAGAGCAAUGGCGUUUGUAUGAUGGUUUUGAUCCAAUACUAGAACGCAAAUUGAGAGCAAGAAUCAAAAGGGGUGUUAGUUGUCAUGGCAGAUUUAUGCCUCGCAUGGUUGUAAUUCCACCUGGAAUGGAAUUCCAUCAUAUUGUUCCUCAUGAUGGUGACAUCGAUGGUGAAGUGGAAAGAAAUGAAGAUGGUCCUGCUCCUCCAAUUUGGGCUGAGAUUAUGCGAUUCUUUUCCAAUCCACGGAAGCCUAUGAUACUUGCACUUGCAAGGCCAGAUCCUAAAAAAAAUAUUACGACAUUGGUCAAAGCAUUUGGAGAGUGCCGCCCACUGAGAGAGCUAGCUAAUCUUACUCUAAUAAUGGGAAACCGUGAUAAUAUUGAUGAAAUGUCUGGAACAAAUGCCUCUGUGCUUCUUGCAAUUCUUAAGAUGAUUGAUAAAUAUGAUCUUUAUGGUCAAGUGGCAUAUCCUAAACACCACAGACAGGCUGAUGUGCCUAGCAUCUAUCGUCUAGCAGCAAAAACAAAGGGUGUUUUCAUCAAUCCAGCUUUCAUUGAGCCAUUCGGACUUACAUUAAUUGAGGCUGCAGCUUAUGGUUUACCUAUGGUAGCCACAAAGAAUGGAGGUCCUGUUGAUAUUCAUAGGGUUCUUGACAACGGUCUACUAGUUGACCCCCAUGAUCAGCAAUCAAUAGCCGAUGCCCUGCUGAAGCUUGUUUCAGAUAAGCACCUCUGGGCCAGAUGUAGGCUGAACGGAUUGAAAAAUAUUCACCUCUUCUCAUGGCCAGAGCACUGUAAGACAUACUUAUCUCGGGUUGCCAGUUGCAAACCGAGGCAGCCUCAAUGGCAAAGCAGUGAUUCUCAAGCUGAUAAUUCGGGAUCAGAUUCACCAAGUGAUUCCUUGAGAGAUAUACAAGAUUUAUCUUUGAACUUGAAGCUUUCAUUGGAUGGUGAUAAAAAUGAAGGGAGUGCUACAGUUGACAAUGCUUUAGAUACUGAAGAUGCUUUGGAUGAAAAGAACAGAGUAGAGAAAGCUGCCUUAACAUUGUCAAAGGGUGUUUUAGGGGGCACUCAAAAGGCUGGGUCCUCAGAGAAAGAAGAUAGAAGUUCUAGCACCAAUAAAUUUCCAUCAUUCAAGAAGAGGAAGAAUAUAUUUGUUAUUGCUGUGGAUUCUGAUGCAACCUCAAAUUAUAUUGAGAUUAUAGAGAAGAUUGCUGAGGCUGUAAAGAAAGAAAGAGAUUCAGGGUCCAUUGGAUUCAUAUUGUCAACAGCCUUAAGCAUAUCUGAAAUUUACCCUCUUCUGACCAAAGGAGGCUUUAGCCCAUCAGACUUUGAUGGUUUUAUCUGUAGCAGUGGUAGUGAGCUCUACUACCCAUCUUCAAACUCUGAGGAUAGUCCUUCUGGGCUUCCCUUUGUGGUAGACUUAGACUACCGUUCACACACUGAAUACCGUUGGGGUGGAGAAGGUUUGAGAAAGACAUUGGUUCGCUGGGCUUCUUCUGUCAAUGAUAAAAAGGGAGAACAAGGAAAAAUUGUUUCAGAAGAUGAAUCGGGAUCAACUGCACAUUGCUUUGCAUUUAAAGUGAAAGACUUGGCACUGAUUCCACCAGUUAAGGAACUAAGGAAACUGACUAGAAUUCAGGCUCUUCGGUGCCAUCUUGUAUAUAGUCAAAAUGGUACAAAGCUAAAUGUCAUUCCUGUGUUGGCUUCUAGAGCUCAAGCCCUCAGGUACUUGUAUAUCCGUUGGGGCAUGGAUCUGUCAAAAGUUGUGGUCUUUGUGGGAGAAUGUGGUGACACAGAUUAUGAAGGAUUGCUUGGUGGGAUUCACAAGACUGUGAUAUUGAAGGGAGUUGCCACCGAGGCUCGUAAACUUCAUGCCAACAGGAAUUAUCCUUUAGAAGAUGUUAUUUCAUUUGACAUGCCCAAUUUUGCACAAGUUGAAGGUUUCAAAAGCAAUGACAUAAGAACAUCAUUGGGAAAACUAGGAAUUCUUAAGGGGUAGAAAUCGCAGCAUGUCAGCAUAACUUUCCUGCAUUGGACCUUUAAUCUCUCAUUGAUUAUCUGGCUAUCUUGUACAGAAUAAUGUCCUGUCUAAACUUCUCAUUUCGGAAACUUGUAUUGGUGUUGAGCCAAAUGGGAAUUGGAUGUUGCUUUUCCUUGAACCUUUCAUUUUCUUUCUCAUGUUUCAUAUCUGAAGCAAUCACUCUUAUACACCCCUCUGUUCAAGUUCAUUUUCCUCCUCUUAUCUUCUUUGCUUGUGCCAAUAAUCUGCUUAGGGAGCACCAUCAGAGUCCAGCAUGCCUUUGAUUACGCAGGAGUAUACCUCGUACACAAACAAAUUAUGUAAUUUUAAUUUUGUAGUUUUAUUGGGUAAAUGAAAGGAUGCUGUUCUUUAGGGUCAUAAAAUAGUAGCUUGACUGUUGUUACAUUUUCUGUAAAUGGUUCUUUGAUGGAACCUAGAAAUGAUAUUUGGCGCGGACACCUUGGUCACCAAAUGGAUAUGACAUGCAUAUCUUUGUUGUUUUA
Molecule: messenger RNA, 3747 nt
Organism: Ziziphus jujuba (common jujube)
Lineage: Eukaryota; Viridiplantae; Streptophyta; Magnoliopsida; Rosales; Rhamnaceae
Product: probable sucrose-phosphate synthase 1
Exons: 13
Coding region: 62-3223 (1053 amino acids)
Biological process (GO): sucrose metabolic process
Molecular function (GO): sucrose-phosphate synthase activity; sucrose synthase activity
Source: RefSeq, a predicted model, not a curated record